Molecule: messenger RNA, 1314 nt
Organism: Monodelphis domestica (gray short-tailed opossum)
Lineage: Eukaryota; Metazoa; Chordata; Mammalia; Didelphimorphia; Didelphidae
Gene: HCRT
Product: hypocretin neuropeptide precursor
Biological process (GO): sleep; positive regulation of transmission of nerve impulse; response to starvation
Cellular component (GO): perinuclear region of cytoplasm
Molecular function (GO): type 1 orexin receptor binding; type 2 orexin receptor binding; neuropeptide hormone activity
Source: RefSeq, a predicted model, not a curated record
UGGAGAGACAAAGAGAUGAGAAUAAAGAAUUGCUAAGGAUUCACUCUCUUCCCUCACUGGUUUAUGCAUCACGUCCAGGACAAGAUACGGUACCUGCCCCCCCCCCCCCCAUUUUCAUCCUAUCCUCUAAUUAGGCUAAUGACCCUCAUUUCCCUGCAGCCUCAGUCUCAUUGUCCCUAACCAAGGCAGGAGCUGCUUUUGUGUUCUUAGAUUCCUGGGUCUGCAAUUGCCUUGUUAAUGCCCAGCGACUGGUGUCAUCUCCAAGGAGCUUUCUGUCUUCCUUAGGGGAAAGCCAGGGGCCACAUCACCCAGACGCCAUCUCCAAAGACGACAUCUCAUUCAUUCUUACAGCCCUAACCUAGAGACAAGCCCCCCUUCAGGGUGGUAUUCUUAGUUCUGGCUUUGUCUGAUCGGGGUAUGUGCGUAGAUGCCCAUCCCUCCCCCCUCCAAGCCAUGGUCACUAUAAGCCUCAGAAGGAGCGCUUCCCAGUCACUGCUGCCCAGCAUCUACGGGGCAUUCUGCAGCCUUUGCCUGGACAGCUUGACAUGCUCCUGGCUGCCCCUCGCUCCAGAACUCUUGGCACCAUGGAUCCAACUACUUCAAAGGCUCCUUGGGCCACCGUGAUGCUGCUGCUCCUGCUGCUGGUGCUCCCAGCUUUGCUACCUGCCCAGGCAACAGCCCAGCCCAUGCCCAACUGCUGUCGACAGAAGACUUGCUCCUGUCGUCUCUACGAUCUGCUACACGGAGCUGGCAACCAUGCAGCGGGCAUCCUUACCCUGGGGAAAAGGAGGGCGGGUCUAUCUGGGCUACAGGGACGACUCCAGAGGCUUCUGCAAGCCAGUGGCAACCACGCCGCAGGCAUCCUCACAGUGGGACGCCGUGCUGGCGCAAGCGGAGAGCCUCUUCCCAGUCCCUCAGGAGCCCCAGGCUUCAGCAGCUGCUCCCGGGUCCCGGGCACUCUAUCUUGCGCAGGGCACCUGUGUACUGACAGCCCCACAUCCUAGGACCCUGUCCAGAGCUGGCAGGGGACAAGAGCCUCUGAGGCAACUGUCUACCAAUAGCCACUCCCCCAGCAAUUGGGGUACAAAGCCCUGGGGCACCACCAGACUCCCAAGACUCUGGCUGCUUAGAGGCUCAAUCAUUUGGGCAGUAGCUGGGGUGGGGUUGGGAACUUCCUAAUUUCUAUAUAUUCGGGAUGGUCCCAGAUAAGGGUGAAAGGCAUAGAGAGACAAUCAGGUUUCUCCCCACCUCCUCUCAGCCCCAGGUCUGUGCCCACCCCCUAGUACUGGAGAAAUAAAGAUGAUUCAUGAUGAA